CUCUCUCUUUGCAUCUAUACCAAACUGGAAACACCUUUUCAACAAAUCUCAGAAAUCAACUAUUUGAGUUCCUCGAGCUUAGAUAUAUUGGAGAAGAAAACCUUCAAACUCUUUCUCAGAUUAAUCAAAGCACAUUCACAGGCUUCCUUUUGAUUUUCAAAUCUUUUCAGCUUCAGCUAUCUUACUUUCAUCUUUGGGAGAGUCUUUCUUUAAUCAGCGGAAAGUUAAUGCGGCUUUCGAUCGUUUAUAGUCAUCCGGAUAAACAGCUCAAUGUUACCUUAUGCCCUGCUGAAUUCCUUGUUCCUCCCCUGAAACCGCUUUUGUCCUUAAACCGAGAUCUUUCGCUGUAUGUUUUGGAAAACAUGUAUCUUGGCUUAACGGCAUCGACGGGAUCCAUUAGAGCACUCCAUUAUAUGGUAUUGUUGCACACUUUUCCUGGAGCAGCCUAUCUACCGUUGGAGUUCGGCAGAGUCCCUAUCCUUCCUCCAUAUCCCAAGAAAUCGUCUGACAGAUUAAGGACGAUUUUGGCGGUCUGCUUAACGCUGGCCGUGUUUGCUGUGUUUGUUGUCUCGGGGAUCGGUUUCAUCUUCUAUUUGAGGCAUAAGAAGGUUAAGGAGGUUCUUGAGGAAUGGGAGAUUCAAUAUGGACCUCAUAGCUUUGGGAACAUUUUCUAUGCGGCAGAGGGAAGUACACGUCAAGAACAAAACAGGGGAGAGAUUGAGCUGGUUUUGAAGCUAGGGGUGUUGUGUGCGCAUCAAUCUGAAUCAAUAAGACCGGAUAUGAGUGUGGUUAUGCGGAUCUUGAAUGGUGUUGUGCAGCUUCCAGAUAAUCUUCUUGAUGUAGUAAGAGAUGAGAUAUUGAAAGGACGUCCUGAGACAUCAAUGGAAAUACUAUUUGAUGUGAAUUCAAUUGCUACAUUGACGUUUACAAAUUCUUUCAUCUCCCAUGGGAGAUGAAACCCGAAAGAAGAAUCUUACACACUAAACAGAGUUUUUUAUGCACAUGUAUCUUCAUCAGUCUAUAAAUUCAAUAGCUUGCU
This is a messenger RNA of Arabidopsis arenosa, 1039 nucleotides long. The record is from the annotation of a GenBank genome assembly. Lineage: Eukaryota; Viridiplantae; Streptophyta; Magnoliopsida; Brassicales; Brassicaceae.